AUGCUGGUAGGGUUGAAGAAAAGGUUGCAAGAUGCAAAGGAAGCCUGGGCUGAAGAACUCCCACAAGUACUAUGGGCUUAUCGGACUACCCCUCAGUCUGCCACAGGGGAAACACCUUUCCGACUUGCUUAUGGCAUAGAAGUCAUGAUACCAAUUGAAAUCAACGAGCAAAGUCCAAGGGUGAACUUCUACGACGAGGUGGGAAACAUACAGGGGCACAAAGAAGAGCUUGAACUACUCCCUGAAGUCCAAGAACAAGCCCAGAUAAGAGAAGCAGUGUUGAAACAGAGGAUGACAAACAGAUAUAAUAAAAAGGUCAUUCAAAGAAGUUUUAGCCCAGACGACUUGGUUUUGAUAAAAAACGAUAUUGGAGUCAACAAAUCUAGGGAUGGAAAGCUUGCUGCCAAUUGGAAAGGACCAUAA
Molecule: messenger RNA, 423 nt
Organism: Arachis duranensis
Lineage: Eukaryota; Viridiplantae; Streptophyta; Magnoliopsida; Fabales; Fabaceae
Exons: 1
Coding region: 1-423 (140 amino acids)
Molecular function (GO): nucleic acid binding
Source: RefSeq, a predicted model, not a curated record